Messenger RNA from Zychaea mexicana, 1144 nucleotides. RefSeq names its product inositol oxygenase. The record is from RefSeq and is a predicted model, not a curated record. Lineage: Eukaryota; Fungi; Mucoromycota; Mucoromycetes; Mucorales; Lichtheimiaceae. Gene Ontology annotation, molecular function: inositol oxygenase activity; iron ion binding. Gene Ontology annotation, biological process: inositol catabolic process. Gene Ontology annotation, cellular component: cytoplasm. The transcript is spliced from 2 exons. The coding region runs from base 179 to 1051 and encodes 290 amino acids.
CUUUUAGCGCGCGUGCAUGCUAAUAUCAUCAUAAGCAUCAUAGCAAACAAAAGCCGGAACACUAUAAAAUCUUCCCAGGCUACUUUUUCCUCUGGUUCAUAUAAAAAGGAGGCGGUACCGCUGUUUAUUGGCUUGUUCUUCUCCAUCACACCAAUUUUAUUUUUACCUCUCUUGAAACAUGAAAGACAUUUCAAACCUAAGCGAAGCCGCUCGAGUCACUGAAGCAUGGGAAGAAUACCUUAUUACAAAAUACGGCAGCAACAAGUCGUCAAAAGAAACAGCCGCGUUCCGAAACUAUGAAACCGCUCUGGAAGCCCAACCGACGGUUUCUGCCUUUUACAAGGAAAAUCAUGAGAAACAGACGGUAGCCCAUGUGUUAGCCAUGAAGGAAAAAUACAGGAAAUUGGACAAGGCAUACUUGGGCAUAUGGGAGGUUUUGGAAAUCUUGAACGGACUGGUGGACGAAAGCGAUCCCGACAUUGAAUUGCCACAAACCGUUCAUGCGUUGCAGUCGGCAGAGGCAGCGCGUCGUGAUGGUCAGCCCCGCUGGAUGAUUUUGGUUGCUUUGAUCCAUGAUCUUGGCAAGUACAUGUUCUUCGAAGGAGAAGCACAAUGGACGGUCGUUGGCGAUACUUUCCCGGUCGGCUGUCAAUACUCGAACAAAAUCGUCCACCCAGAAUACUUUGUCAAGAACCCAGACUAUGACCAUCCGGUCUAUUCUACCAAGCACGGCAUCUACGAACCCAACUGCGGACUGGACAAAGUACAUUUAAGCUUUGGUCACGACGAAUAUAUGGCCAUGGUAUGUAAAGAUUACUUACCUCCUCAAGCACUCUAUAUCAUCCGAAACCAUUCGUUCUACUCUUGUCAUACCGAAGGCAGCUAUUCAUGGCUUUUGAGUGAAACUGAUACCGAAAUGAUGAAGUGGGUCAAGAUAUUUAAUCAGUAUGAUCUGUAUUCUAAGGCGGAAAAGGAACCGGAUGUCGAGGAAUUAAAACCGUUUUAUCAAGAAUUGAUUGCUGAAUAUUUUCCAGAAAAGAUUCGUUGGUAAACCUUUAUUGUUAUCGCGCUAGUGCGAGCUCUGCUAUGGUACACUUUAUUGCGAUUCAUAUCUGUAAAUAUUAUAAUAAAUGACAAGUUUUUC